Molecule: messenger RNA, 1041 nt
Organism: Fusarium coffeatum
Lineage: Eukaryota; Fungi; Ascomycota; Sordariomycetes; Hypocreales; Nectriaceae
Exons: 3
Coding region: 1-1041 (346 amino acids)
Source: RefSeq, a predicted model, not a curated record
AUGUCUACAACAACCACAGUUGAGCCCACUCAAACGGUGGCUGCUCGAUUCGAGACCAAGGAUCUGGUUGAGUUCGACCCCAACACCGUUUACGGCGAUUGGCGAGACGAAUUCCACAAGAAUGGUUGCGUUCUUAUCAAGAAUGUUAUCAGCCCUGAAAAAGCCCAGUACUACUGCGAUAAGCAGAUUGAGUGGUUGAAAAAGUUCGACCUUGGCUUUGAUGAACAUGACGAAAGCACCUGGACAGCUGAGCACCUCCCUGUCAGUUUCAAGGGUAGUAUGUACUACGGAUACGGUGCUACCCAUGAGAAGAUGGCCUGGGAGGCGCGAACCGAGCCCAAGGUGGUUGAGGUCUUCGAGAAGCUCUGGGGCACAAACGAACUUCUCUGCUCCUUUGACGGCCUCAACGUCUCCAUGCCGAACCGAAAGGACAUCGGUUGGAGCCCCUGGCCUCACUGCGAUCAAAAUCCUGAGAGAAAAGGAAUGCAGGCAGUUCAAGGACUCAUUAACUUCGCCCCUAAUGGCCCGAAUGACGGCGGAUUAAUGCUCAUGAAGGGCUCAUCCAAGCUGUUCAACGAGUUCUUCGCUCACAAGCGCGAAUCCGCAGACCACGAGGACGCCCCACCUCCUGAGAUCAAGUACAUGGACUUGUUCAUUUUCAGUGAGAAGGACGUCAAGUGGUUUGAGGAAAGAGGCUGUGAGAUGUACAAGGUCAACAUGGACCCUGGUGAUCUUGUACUUUGGGAUUCGAGAACGAUCCACUAUGCGCGCUUCCCCGAGGGCAACCAGAUCCGCCACGUCCAGUACGUCUGCAUGACACCACGGAAGUUUGCCACCGAAGAGGCCCUCAAGGCCAAGGCUUACUGCUUUGAGACAUACACCGGCACUACUCACUGGCCUCACUGCAACAUCCGUAUCGCACAGGAGAAGCCAAUGAGAAAUGGAGAGAUCUGCCCCAAGUACCGCACAGAACCUUUUGAGAAGCCUGAGGUGACGGAUCAGAUCUUGAGGCUGGCUGGUGUCAAGUCUUACGACGAGUAA